AUGUACUUAAACGCAAAUAUCAGUCUCGGGUUGAAUUUAUCUGAUACCAGUGAAAACACUGCUGUCCCAAACAGCAUAAGUGUGGUCUCCUUCAUAGGAAUAUUUAUACUGUGUUUCUACAUCAUAGUGUAUUCUACAUCCACUGUGGGAAACUUUGUCGUUCUUUACAUUUGCCACAGAAGUGGACGAUCCGCGGCCUUUAAGCCAACGCGGACUGGAUUUUUCAAUCGUUACAUUGCCAAUCUUGCCAUUGCAGAUCUUCUUUUUACACAACUGACUGUUUUCGAUGCAGUUUAUGCGAUUCUUGCCGACUGGGUGUUUGGCGCGGCGAUGUGCAAGCUUCAAGGAUUUCUGGUCGAGCUAUGUUAUUCCGCGGCAAUUUUGACUUUGAUUGCCAUUAGCCGCGAAAGGCGAAAAUCUAUAUCCGACUUGGAAAUGAAAUCACGAAUCCAGCGAAUCAAGGAGAGAAAAAUUUUCUCGAUCAUUGCAUGGAUCGUGGCUUUUGUGCUCUGUUCGCCUCUUUUGUAUGCUUACAAUGUUGUAAAAACUGAAACAGAAAAUGGUAUCAGCCGAUGUAACAACAUUGCUUGGUUACAUAUUGGAAGGCGGAUUUAUUACAGUAUUACUAUAGUAAUACUGUUCGUUUUCCCGCUAACUAUCAUGAUCUGGACACAGCUAAAGAUCAAACGAGUUUUAAACGCGCAAGUAGUAGCAAACCAACAAAUCGCAGCAUUAACGCGAGCGCGCCAAAAGAAAGCCAGUCGAAUGCUUAGUUCUGUAACACUCGUUUUUUUCGUGUUGUGGUCGCCAUUUAUUUUGACUCGUACCCUUCGUUAUUUCGCGUGGUACGAAGGGGAAAUAAUGUGGAAACUUAGCCAGCUUUUAACUCUUGCCUCCUCGGCAGCAAACCCAUUUAUUUACAGUUUUUACAGUCUACAUUAUAGGAUUUUUAUUAAGAGGUUAAUCACCUGCCAAUGUCGACGCUUCAUGGCUAAAAGUGAAAAUGUACCUACUUCCACAGCUAUUUCCUUAUAUUGA
This is a messenger RNA of Porites evermanni, 1038 nucleotides long. Lineage: Eukaryota; Metazoa; Cnidaria; Anthozoa; Scleractinia; Poritidae. The record is from the annotation of a GenBank genome assembly.